GAGAUGGAGAAAUGCAGUGUGCCACUGGAUGGUUUCCUGCCGACGUCCUACAUUUUUGCUGCUCUCCAUCAGACGGUUGAUGAUUCAGUCACAUUUUCAGGCACACUGACUAAGAUCAUGACAGAGGCCAGCCUCUCAUUUUUUGACCCUGCAUCUACACCAGCCAGGCAUCAGCUGAAAUACAAGUGUUCCUUCAAGUUUCCAGACAGAGUGCGAGUUAUGAGGAACCUUCACCCCCAUGUUUCAUCGGCCAGUGAUGUUGAAAUGUUGGACACAUCUAACCGUCCAUGGAGGCGCAAGUGUGAAGAGGUCAUGGGGUUUACAGGUUAUGGUUCGCAUUCGCAAUUUGGAGGAGUCUUCAAAGAGGCACUGGCAUGUGCAUCUUUGUCCCGCAGAUGUUACAGAUUAUUCUCAUCGAUUAUUGUGAAACAUCAGGACCUGCAUGUCAGUGUCACAGCAAACAUGUUUCGCGGUGUUGCUGGUGCUAGAGAUGAGCAAUUCAUUUUUAACUGCCUUCGGAGAGUUGAUGACUGUGAAAUGAGCCUUGCUGACAUGAAUUCAGCAUUGAAGAAAGACAAGCUUAACAUAGGCUGUCUGAGGACUGAAAUCAGCUCACUGAAACGGCAGCUGAGAGAGAAGGAUGAGGCACUCAAAGAGGCCAGGGAGCAACUUUGGAGGCUGCAAGAGUUGCGUCAGGACCAGCAGCAGCCGGACGUUUACUCAUUCAUUGCAACACCCCUGCAAAGAAGAUGCAAUUACAGUAGGCCAGUGUAUGCACCAUCGGAGAGUGAGGAUGAAGAGACGACCACUACUGACAGACCACCAACAAAAAACUUCUUACCCUCGGAGAGCGAGGAUGAAGAGUCGACAACCUCUGCAGGCGAGCAACCACCAACUGAUUACAUUUUAAAGCUCUCAGACAGCGAGGAUGAGGAGACGACCAACACGGACGAGCAACCACCAACAAAGAAGAGCAACAAUCAACCAAAGGAGCUGUCCAGCAACAACAAAACAGAAACACAAAGAUCAAGAAGAAACAGACAUCAGGUCAAGAAAUUGAUUGUUGGGCAGGCUGUAUCUGCCAAAUAUAGGGCAGUCAGGAAUGGAGAGGUGUUCGAGGAAUGGUUUGAGGGUACCAUUGUAUCAGUCAUGCUAUCAGGAGAGAAGGUGAAGGUCAAGUUUGAAGAUGGCUGUGAGAGAGUGUUGGGGCCACAAGAUAUUAAAUUAUUAUAAAUGUUUAAAUGUGGCAAUGAUGUUUUUAUAGUUUGUUUUAAAUUGUCAUACAAAUAUAGGUUCUUGCAUGAGUGGUCGUUUUGUAUUGAAUUUAUUAAACAAGUCAUCUAAAUGGAGAUAAAAACGCAGCUUGCCGAGAUUUUAUCUUUAUUUAGAUGAUGAGUUUAAUAAAUUUAAUAAAAAAUGACCACAAUUCUAAGAUUCUAUUUAUAAC
Dreissena polymorpha is the source of this 1447-nucleotide messenger RNA. RefSeq lists its product as uncharacterized. NCBI's taxonomy places the organism in Eukaryota, Metazoa, Mollusca, Bivalvia, Myida, Dreissenidae. The record is from RefSeq and is a predicted model, not a curated record. The coding region runs from base 4 to 1233 and encodes 409 amino acids. The transcript is spliced from 12 exons.